This is a messenger RNA of Musca domestica (house fly), 1893 nucleotides long. RefSeq lists its product as uncharacterized. Gene Ontology annotation, cellular component: plasma membrane. Bases 1 to 1893 code for a protein of 630 amino acids. The record is from RefSeq and is a predicted model, not a curated record. The transcript has a single exon. Gene Ontology annotation, molecular function: metalloendopeptidase activity. Gene Ontology annotation, biological process: protein processing. Lineage: Eukaryota; Metazoa; Arthropoda; Insecta; Diptera; Muscidae.
AUGGAACAUGUUUGGAGAUUAGUGGUGGUUCUGAUGGUCUCCCAAUUCAGUUUGGUCCGCAGUGAUCAAAAUGUCACCGUGGAGGAGGUACUCAAACCCAUGGCAAUGGCCAUCGACAGCUUCCGUGUAAAUUCAACAGAUAAUGUCAAUGAUAAACUGCGCCGGCAGAUUGAAGAGUCCCGUGAUUGGAAGACAAUUCCAUGUGACAAUUUCCUACACCAUGCCUGUGGCAGUUGGCCAUAUUUUAUGGAAUCACAGGUAUUCGAUGUUCUUCAUAUAAUCGAUGCCAAAUUUAAUGAGGAGUUACGUGAGAUUUUUCAAAAUCAUAAUCCACGAAGGCCGGAAAUGAAUUUUAUGCGACAGGCCCGUAACUAUUAUGAAUCCUGUAUGGCUGUGAUGGCGGAAGGGAAGCCUUUGAAUCCCAUGGAAUAUUUAAAAUGGUUGCAGUACAAUGAAAACUUACAUUGGGUGCCAUAUGGUGGGGAAGUACGAAACCAUUCCAUACACAGAAAUUGGGUAAAAAUGUUGGCCAUAUUCCGGAAAUAUGGUUUGAAUAAUUUCAUAUUGCUGGAGGAGGCCAUGCAACAUCCCUGGAAUAAUACAAAAAUGAUAUUGGCCAUAAAGCGACCCUAUGCCGAUCAUCCCGAACAUUAUUUGGGGCCCUUGGAGAGUGAACAACGGAAAUUUACUUUAAGAAAUAUUUCAGAUCUGGAAAAUCAUCAAAAAUAUGUGGAUUUCGAUUUGCAACUAAAACAGCUGGUGGACUAUCAUACCAAUGUCAGCGCCAGCCAGCCGCAAAUGGUGACAUUUGGCCAAUUGAAACACAUGCAAAUGUCAUGGUUGCAACAGUAUUUAAUUGUGGCCCUGCAUCCGCUGCAAAUUGAUCCUGACUGGGAAGUUUUCAUUGAAGAUGGGAAUUAUUUGAAAACGCUUAAACUUUUCCUAGACGAAGUGGAUGAUGAGAAAUUUUUGGCUCAGUAUUUGCAAUUGAAUUUUCUUAGCAGACUCAGCUAUUCUCAAACCGAUGGUGGCCACUAUGAGUGCAUGCAAAGCACCCGCCACCUGUUUCCCCUGGUCAUGCAGUGGCUGUACAAACAUCAUCACCGCGAAAUAAGUUUUGAGUUUUAUAAAUUACAGCUAUUAUUUUCAAAUUUGAAGAGGAAUUUGAAAAAACGCUUAAAUCGCACUUUGGAAAAUCCAGCUCUGGAGGUGGCUAUAAAUAAAUUGAAUAAUCUUAAAUUGCAAAUCAUAGAUGUCUGGCAACCGGCCAUUGAACACUUGUAUUCCGAUUUAUGGUUGGAUCCUUUCGAUUUUGUAGGAAAUCGUUUGAAACUCCAACACAAACAAGUUCAAAGCCAACACUCCCAUCUGGGUGAUGUGGUACAACGUGGAGCCUUGGAAUUUCUACAGCUGCAGCGUCGUGAUAUUGCCGAAAGUCCAUUGCCUUUUUCUGUGCCUCGGCAAAACUUAAUUGUUCUACCCGUUACGGCUCUACAAUUUCCUCUCUAUCAUCCCCAACUCCAGCAAUUAUUCGUCUACAGUUCGCUGGGUUAUGCCAUGGCCCGUGAAAUUGUCAGCUUCUUCAGCGAUCCCCAACGACAGCAGAUUGAUGCCAAAGGUAAUGUGAAUUUAAAAUUAAGGGAUUAUUUCCAAAAUCUCACCCUAACGGAAGAUCACAAAAUUGCUGGUUUUGCCUUGGAUUUGGCCUACGAAACUCUCAGCGUCAUACGAGCCGUGAGUCGUGAAGAAGUCAAGCUGUUUCUAUUAAAUUUUGCCCAUAACUAUUGCAGUAAUUACAUGAAGUUUGGAGAUAACCUAAAAUUGGUCAACGAAGUAUUUGAAAGGUUCUCAUCAACACGGUGGAAUGUUUUUGGGUGUUAUAAAGAAGAAUAG